Messenger RNA from Atta colombica, 627 nucleotides. RefSeq names its product vesicle transport through interaction with t-SNAREs homolog 1B-like (gene Vti1b). The transcript has 2 exons. The coding region runs from base 283 to 627 and encodes 114 amino acids. Gene Ontology annotation, cellular component: late endosome membrane; SNARE complex; endoplasmic reticulum membrane. Gene Ontology annotation, biological process: retrograde transport, endosome to Golgi; regulation of protein localization to plasma membrane; macroautophagy. NCBI's taxonomy places the organism in Eukaryota, Metazoa, Arthropoda, Insecta, Hymenoptera, Formicidae. Gene Ontology annotation, molecular function: SNARE binding; SNAP receptor activity. The record is from RefSeq and is a predicted model, not a curated record.
AUUGUCGUUUCUUGUUACUGUUCUGCGAAUUGAUGCAAAUAGACAAUAGUGGCAAAUGAUUAUGUAGUAAGUGUAGGGAAUUCGAUAAAUAAACGAUAAAAAACAUAGAUAAUUUAUUCAGAUGAAAUAAGAGUCGUCAUUUCUAAGAAUUUUCAUCAAAUAGUAGCUUUGAUUUUUUGGAUGCUACAAGGGAGAAUAUGUAAAGUACAAAAAUAACGUUCAAUCAUAUUCACUCUUUAUUCUUCGUUGCCGUAUGCCAAAUUGAGUGAUAUAAUAAACAAGAUGAACUUUGGAGUGGAUUGGGAUGUUGAACAUCGACGUAUUUUGCUGGAUGGAAGUGCAGUAUUAGAACGUUCGGCACAAUCAGUCGCAAGAUCGCAAGUUGUCGCAGCAGAGAAUGAGCAAAUUGGUACAGAAGUGAUCUCUGAAUUAGGUGAACAAAGAGAUCGUCUCUUGCGCGCAAAAAGGAGAUUGUCACAGACAGAUGAGGAAUUGGAUAAAACGAAAAAAAUUCUGAAUGUUAUGCGACUAAAGGUUUUGACAAACAAAAUUGUGUUAAUCUUGAUUAUUUUACUGGAAUUAAUUAUUCUUGGUAUAAUUGUAUACUUAAGAUUUUUUCACAAAUGA